Entamoeba invadens IP1 is the source of this 1317-nucleotide messenger RNA. RefSeq lists its product as hypothetical. Gene Ontology annotation, cellular component: membrane. Lineage: Eukaryota; Evosea; Mastigamoebida; Endamoebidae. The record is from RefSeq and is a predicted model, not a curated record. The transcript has a single exon. The coding region runs from base 1 to 1317 and encodes 438 amino acids.
AUGACCUUCUUGUCUUCGUUUUUAUCUCUCUGGCGUUUAUUUGUUGAGAAAUACAUGAUGAUGACCAUUAUAGUCACUGUCUUUUUAGUCACUGGAACAGCCAACACCAUUUUAUCAAAAACUUCUUAUCAACUACAAGCCGAAGGAUCAGGUGGAAAUGUUCAUUAUUUUGAAAAACCCCUAUUUUUGAAUUGGGCAAUGUUCCUUGGAAUGACUUUAUGUUUAAUUCCUUAUGUAAUGAAAUAUUAUCUUCUUCCUCUAUUUACAAAGAAAAUGCCAACAAGAGAAGUGAUGAAACUAAAAGGAUAUUUACUCGUUUUAAUUCCUUCUUUCUGUGACUUUGCUGCGACUUACUUAAUGAAUUUUGGACUUCUCUUUGUGUCGUCGAGUGUCUUUCAGAUGAUGCGAGGGAGCAUCUUAGUCUUCACUGCAAUUUUAGCGGUCUUUUACAGAAAACAGAAAAUGCACCUCUAUGAAAUCAUUGGUGUAGUUAUCAUCGUAAUUUCUUUAAUAUUAAUUGGAUCGGCUGCCUUUCUUCCAGGAGCACAAGAGGAUGUCCAACAUGGGAGUACAUCCAGUGAAGACUCUUCUUCUACGUCUUGGUAUUACACUUUAAUAGGAAUUACACUGGUUUUAAUUGCACAAUUUUUGCAGGGCUUCCAAACCAUUUUAGAAGAGCAAUUUCUUCAUGAUAUCAAGGCGCCAGUGGAGUUUAUAGUUGGACUCGAGGGGAUAUAUGGAUUGGUUAUUUGUUCCAUAAUGAUGCCAAUAAUGAGUCUCUCCUUUUGGCCCGACUCAUUAAAAGAAGAUACCAAAGACACUUUUAUUAUGUUGGCAAACUCUGUGCCACUCAUUCUUAUUACAAUUGGUUACGUCUUUUCUAUACUCGUUUUUAAUAUAGUCGGUAUGAUCAUCACCGAUUGGGUCAAUGCGAUGGUCAGGAACGUAUUAGACCCGUUGAGAAUGAUAACGACGUGGAUUUGUUCUGUGUUCUUGUAUUAUGUCGUUGAUGAGGCGAUUGGAGAAAAGGUCGGGUGGUUCACUCUUUUGGAGGUCUUUGGAUUUAUCGUGUUGACUGUUGGUAUUCUUUUGUAUACAAAAGUAAUCAAAUUGCCUUGGUUCAAAUAUGAAGUUAGCGAAGAUGUGGAACCAUUGAAUUCUUCACCAACAUCUGAGGAUAACGACGAGAACCAAAAGGAGGAACAAAAUCAAGCUGAAAAUGAUAUAAGUAUGAGUCCUUCACCAAUUCCUGGGUACGUGGGCAACGAGAAAAGUCCAGAAAAGGUGGGAGAGGAUGUGAGUUUACUUAAACAAUAA